UUUCUCGAUUAAGGAAGAUCUGAAAGACUGAAACGAAAUCUCCAGGGCCUUCGUUGUCAAGAGUAGUCGACGAGAUCAUUCUCACCGUAGAUCUGAUCGAAUAAGGUAAUCAAUCGUAGAGGAAUUUUGCGGUGGAACGAUGGUUUUGGUUACGUCUGUGCGUGAUUACAUCAACCGGAUGCUUCAGGAUAUCUCCGGCAUGAAGGUUCUCAUACUCGACUCCGAAACGGUUAGCAAUGUAAGCAUUGUGUAUUCACAGUCAGAGCUGCUUCAGAAAGAAGUUUUUCUUGUGGAGAUGAUAGAUUCAAUCUCUGUGUCAAAAGAAUCGAUGUCGCAUCUGAAAGCUGUUUAUUUCAUCCGUCCAACUUCAGAGAAUAUUCAGAAACUACGUUACCAGCUUGCCAAUCCUAGAUUUGGAGAGUACCAUUUAUUUUUCUCCAAUCUGUUAAAGGAUACUCAGAUUCAUAUUUUAGCUGAUUCCGACGAGCAUGAGGUUGUACAGCAAGUUCAGGAGUAUUAUGCAGACUUUGUUGCUGGUGAUCCAUAUCAUUUCACAUUGAAUAUGGCAUCGAACCACCUAUAUAUGAUCCCAGCAGUUGUCGAUCCCUCUGGUUUGCAGCGCUUCUCUGAUCGGGUUGUUGAUGGAAUUGCGGCAGUGUUUCUGGCGUUGAAACGGAGACCUGUCAUCAGAUAUCAAAGGACCUCUGAUACUGCGAAAAGGAUUGCACAGGAAACAGCUAAAUUGAUGUAUCAGCAUGAAAGCGCUCUUUUUGACUUUAGACGGACUGAAAGCUCUCCGUUGCUACUUGUAAUUGACAGAAGAGAUGACCCGGUUACCCCAUUGCUGAAUCAGUGGACAUAUCAGGCAAUGGUGCACGAACUCAUAGGACUUCAAGAUAAUAAAGUGGACUUGAAAGCCAUUGGAAGUCUUCCAAAAGAUCAGCAAGUGGAGGUGGUUUUAUCAUCAGAACAAGAUGCAUUUUUCAAAUCUAACAUGUAUGAAAAUUUUGGGGAUAUUGGAAUGAACAUCAAGCGAAUGGUAGAUGACUUUCAGCAGGUGGCCAAGAGUAACCAAAAUAUCCAGACAGUAGAGGAUAUGGCCAGAUUUGUUGACAACUACCCUGAGUACAAAAAGAUGCAAGGCAACGUUUCAAAGCAUGUAACUCUGGUUACUGAAAUGAGCAAGCUAGUUGAAGCUAGGAAACUGAUGCUGGUUUCACAAACAGAGCAGGACUUGGCUUGCAAUGGUGGCCAAGGAGCUGCAUAUGAGGCAGUUACGGAUCUCUUAAAUAAUGAAAGUGUGUCUGACAUCGACCGCCUGCGUUUGGUAAUGCUAUAUGCUUUGCGCUAUGAGAAAGAAAACCCUGUUCAGUUGAUGCAACUGUUCAACAAAUUGGCUUCACGGUCUCCCAAAUACAAACCAGGGCUAGUUCAGUUUCUCUUGAAACAAGCCGGUGUGGAGAAGCGUACUGGGGAUCUAUUUGGAAACAGAGAUCUUUUGAAUAUAGCACGAAACAUGGCUCGUGGACUUAAGGGGGUUGAGAAUGUGUACACUCAACAUCAGCCUCUUCUGUUUCAAACAAUGGAGAGCAUAACCAGAGGGAGAUUACGAGAUGUGGAUUACCCAUUUGUUGGAGAUCACUUUCAACAGGGACGGCCACAAGAGGUGGUUAUUUUUAUGGUUGGUGGAACAACAUAUGAGGAAUCACGCUCUGUUGCUCUACAGAAUGCCACCAACUCCGGGAUUCGGUUUAUUCUCGGUGGCACCGCAGUCCUUAAUUCCAAGAGAUUUCUUAAGGACUUGGAAGAAGCACAAAGGAUAUCAAGAUCAGGUAGCCAUAUGGUGUGAAAAUCCAAGAGAGAGAUUUGUAAAUUAUUAAGUCUUAAGAUCCUUCCGUAUGAUAUGGAGAGCAUAGAAGAAAGGAACCAAAUCAUCAUUUUGGAGAGACAAAUGAAAGAAAGAAGACAGACAGAUUUUGUGGUCAGGUUCAUCGAAUCUUUCGUAUACAUUGAUGAUUACCCCCACUAGAGAGAUCUAAUUUUUGGGGUUUGUGUGUGUAUUCAUCGUGGUACAGUUUAAUUGGACCGUUGCUUCGUACACAGAUGGCUAAUCAAGAAAUGUAAAACUUGAGGAAAUUUUACUAUCUAAAUUGCAAUUUGGAUAAAAA
Arabidopsis lyrata subsp. lyrata is the source of this 2168-nucleotide messenger RNA. RefSeq names its product vacuolar protein sorting-associated protein 45 homolog. The record is from RefSeq and is a predicted model, not a curated record. Gene Ontology annotation, biological process: vesicle-mediated transport; intracellular protein transport. Gene Ontology annotation, cellular component: Golgi membrane. Bases 140 to 1849 code for a protein of 569 amino acids. The transcript has 13 exons. NCBI's taxonomy places the organism in Eukaryota, Viridiplantae, Streptophyta, Magnoliopsida, Brassicales, Brassicaceae.